AUGGCCAAGGGAAAGUGGACAAAUAUACCGACGCACAUACUCAGCCCUGGAGCAAAUGCUACACGAAUCCGGUUUCAUCACCACGGACGUAGCACUACCCAGCCCGAAGAACCUAGCAAGAAGGAAACAAAGCCUGCUUCCUUGCCUACAACCGACGACACCGACCUACCCCAUCUCAACCGCUCUCAAAACGUCCACAUGACCCUGAUCGACGAGAAACCCGUCUCCAAGCGCCUCGCAACAGCAACCUGCCUAGUCCACUUCUCCAACCAACGGCCCUGGGAACUCCUGCGUCAAGGCCCCGGCAGUCGCAAAGGCGACGUUUUUAGCAUCGCUCGCAUUGCCGGUAUUACUGCCGCAAAGAAGACGCCUGACAUUGUGCCGCUCUGUCAUCCUGGACUGGGGUUGACGGGGGUGGAGGUGGAUGUUCAACUCCUCGACCCGUCUGCUGAUGGCGGCAAGGAGAUGAAGCAUGGGGCGAUGCAUGUUACGGCGACGGUCAGCUGUGUUGGGAGGACAGGGGUGGAAAUGGAAGCCAUGACCGCGACGAUGGGGGCUGCGUUGACGGUGUAUGAUAUGCUGAAGGCCGUUGACAAGGGGAUGGUGAUUGGGGGCGUGAAACUGCUAGAGAAGAUGGGGGGUAAGAGUGGGCAUUGGAUCAGAGACGAGGUUGUGAAGGAUGAAUGGAUGUAG
Messenger RNA from Aspergillus mulundensis, 693 nucleotides. RefSeq names its product cyclic pyranopterin monophosphate synthase accessory protein. NCBI's taxonomy places the organism in Eukaryota, Fungi, Ascomycota, Eurotiomycetes, Eurotiales, Aspergillaceae. Bases 1 to 693 code for a protein of 230 amino acids. The transcript has a single exon. The record is from RefSeq and is a predicted model, not a curated record. Gene Ontology annotation, biological process: Mo-molybdopterin cofactor biosynthetic process.